AUUAUAGAGUAGCCGAUAGCCUCCGUCACGCCUUUCUAACAGGUCGUCUCGGCCAACCUUCCAUUGAUCGCCUCCGUUUCUCCCCUUGCGUCGGGCGUGAGAACGCGCUUCGGUUAGACAAUUCUACGAACAGUUGACACACUCUCUCACUCUAUUCGCUGCCAGCAAGGCAAUGCAACAACCACCUUCACCACCGUGAAACGCCACCCGCAUCCACAAGUUCCACCCCUUAACUCCACCGCCCACAGUCAGUCCCUGCACUAACCCUCUCCUACCAAAACCCAUCACUUUCACUCCUUCAAUUCCCAACUCUUUCUUUUUUCUCGUCAGAUGGCUUCUACAAGCUCAACGCCCAUCGUCCCUUCCACUCUUGCUCUACCCGAGGACAUGGCCGCCAGGGCCUUGAACAAACGCUAUGAAGGCCUCGUUACCGUGCGAACUAAGGCCAUCAAGGGGAAAGGAGCCUGGUACUGGACCCACUUAGAGCCUAUUCUCCUUCGCAACCCGGACACGAACCUCCCCAAAGCCGUCAAACUUAAGUGCUCCUUGUGCGAUGCUGUUUUCUCCGCCUCCAAUCCCUCCAGAACAGCCUCGGAGCACUUGAAGAAGGGCGCUUGCCCUAAUUACAGCUCCGUUUCCCGACCCAGCAGCGGUUCUCUCUCGCCUUUACCGAUAUCCUCGGUGCCGUCGCCGUUACCGUCUUUACACAAUCACAGAAAGCGAAGCUCUCAAAUGGUUACUCAUCCUUUGCAUUCAUGCCCUUCUUCUUCGUACCAAGCUAGUUCUUUACCUUGGGUCGAGUCUUCGCGGUUCUAUCACAACCAAAACCACGACGGAUCGCAUUUCUCGCCACGCCAGAACACGGUUGGCACGGCGCGUAAUUUGGAGCUGAAUCAGCACCAUUUGGUCCUGUCGGGUGGGAAAGAGGAUUUGGGUGCAUUGGCAUUGUUGGAAGAUAGUGUGAAAAGGCUCAAGAGUCCUAAAGGGUCAUCUGGUCCUGCUUUGAGCAAGGACCAGAUUGAUUCCGCACUUCAAUUGCUCGCAGAAUGGUUCUACGAGUCAUGUGGGUCUGUCUCAGUUUCGAGCCUCGAGCACCCCAAGUUUAGAGCGUUUCUAAACCAGGUGGGUUUGCCUGGGUUAUUGCGGCGCGAGCUCACGGGUGCUCGGCUUGAUGCUAAGUUCGAUGAGGUGAAGACUAAGUCGGAUGCUAGAAUAAGAGACGCUAUGUUUCUUCAGGUUGCUAGUGAUGGAUGGAAGGGAAAGAGUUGUUGUGGGUUUACUUGUGAUGGAGAGAAUUUGAUUAAAUUUACGGUUAAUCUUCCGAAUGGGACAAGUGAUUUUCAAAAGGUGGUGUUCACAGGAGGAAGGGUGUCAGCGAAGUAUGCAGAGGAGGUUUUAUGGGAAGCGGUAACUGGUGUGUGUGGGAGUGGUGUGCAGAGAUGUGUAGGGAUAGUUGCAGAUAAGUACAAGGCCAAGGCAUUGAGGAACUUGGAGAUUCAGAAUCAUUGGAUGAUAAAUCUCUCUUGUCAGCUUCAGGGAUUUGUAAGUUUGAUCAAGGAUUUUAACAAAGAACUUCCACUUUUCAGGACUGUCACCGAGAAUUGCAUAAAAGUUGCAAAUUUCGUAAAUAAUACUUCUCAAAUUAGGAAUAGUUUCCUCAAGUACAAGAUGCAGGAACUUGAGUAUGCUGGGUUGCUGCGAGUUCCUUCGCCAAAAUGUGAUACUUCCAAGAAUUUUGGACCGGUUUAUGCGAUGUUGGAAGAUAUACUAAGCUGUGCCCAGGUGCUCCAAAUGGUUGUACUGGAUGAAACGUAUAAGGUGGCAUGUGUGGAGGAUUCAAUUGCAAGAGAGGUUGCUGGGCUGAUUCAAACCGGGGGGUUUUGGAAUGAGUUGGAGGCAGUAUUUUCGCUUGUCAAGCUGAUCAGAGAGAUGGUUCAGGAGAUUGCAGCUGACAGGCCAUUAAUUGGGCAAUGCCUACCUCUUUGGGAGGAGUUGAGGAGAGUGAAGGACUGGUGUGCUAAAUUCAACAUUACCGAGGGACCCGUCGAAAAAAUAGCUGAAAAGCGAUUCAGAAAAAACUACCACCCAGCAUGGUCGGCUGCAUUUAUACUGGACCCCCUUUACUUGAUGAGGGACACGAGUGGAAAAUACCUUCCACCAUUCAAGUGUUUGACGCAUGAGCAGGAGAAGGAUGUCGAUAAGCUCAUAACCAGGCUGGUUUCCAGGGAAGAAGCUCAUGUUGCAUUGAUGGAGCUCAUGAAAUGGAGGUCAGAAGGGCUCGACCCUCUUUAUGCUCAGGCCGUUCAGGUAAAACAGCGAGAUCCUGUUACUGGAAAGAUGAAAAUUGCAAACCCACAGAGCAGUAGACUUGUGUGGGAAACUUGCUUAAGUGAGUUUAAGUGUCUGGGUAAGGUUGCAGUGAGGGUCCUCUUCCUCCAUGCAACGUCUUUCGCGUUCAAGUGUAGUUGGUCUUCCAUGAAAUGGGUUUGGGUCCAAAGACACCCAAGGGUAGGCCUGGAAAGGGCUCAAAAAAUGAUAUAUGUUGCAUCUCAAGCAAAGCUUGAAAGACGGGAUUUUUCGAAUGAGGAAGAAAAGGAUGCAGAGCUGUUUGCAGUGGUAGGCAGUGAUGGUGAUGUGCUCAACGAGGUCUUUUUCGAUGCAUCCUCAGUGUAAUUUUCUUUCUUUUCACUCCUGUAGAAUAUUGAUACUGUAGGACUUAUAGAAAUUCUUUGCAGAGCUCC
Molecule: messenger RNA, 2741 nt
Organism: Juglans microcarpa x Juglans regia
Lineage: Eukaryota; Viridiplantae; Streptophyta; Magnoliopsida; Fagales; Juglandaceae
Source: RefSeq, a predicted model, not a curated record